Messenger RNA from Diaporthe citri, 1170 nucleotides. RefSeq lists its product as uncharacterized. Gene Ontology annotation, biological process: protein refolding. The record is from RefSeq and is a predicted model, not a curated record. Lineage: Eukaryota; Fungi; Ascomycota; Sordariomycetes; Diaporthales; Diaporthaceae. Gene Ontology annotation, cellular component: cytoplasm. The transcript is spliced from 3 exons. Gene Ontology annotation, molecular function: Hsp70 protein binding. Bases 1 to 1170 code for a protein of 389 amino acids.
AUGUACGACAUUCUGUCCUUGUCACUUGUCCGUGCAUACCGAAGGUUAUCUAAGAAGUACCACCCUGACAAGAACCCCGGCGACGAUACCGCCAAGGACAAGUUCGUCGAAGUCUCCGAAGCUUACGAAGCCCUCAUCGACCCCCAGUCUCGCAAGAUCUACGAUCAGUAUGGCCACGAGGGUCUGAAGCAAAGACAGCAAGGCGGCGGCGGCGGCCAUCACGACCCAUUCGACCUUUUCAGCAGGUUCUUCGGUGGAGGCGGUCACUUCGGCGGCCAUGGCGUGCGGCGCGGCCCCAACGUCGAGGUCAAGAUCGGCAUCUCCCUGCGCGACUUCUACAACGGCCGGACGACCGAGUUCCAGUGGGAGAAGCAACACAUCUGCGAGGAGUGCAGCGGCACGGGCUCGGCCGACGGCGUCGUCGACACCUGCGGGCACUGCGGCGGGCACGGCGUGCGGAUCACGAAGCACCAGCUCGCGCCGGGCAUGUUCCAGCAGGUCCAGUCGCAGUGCGACCAGUGCGGCGGCCGGGGCAAGGUCAUCAAGCACAGGUGUCCCGUGUGCAACGGCGCCCGCGUCGUGCGGAAUCCUACGACCGUGCAGCUCAACGUCGCCCGUGGCGCGGCCAGGGACUCGCGGCUAGUCUACGAGAACGAGGCGGACGCGAGCCCCGACUACGAGGCUGGCGACUUGAUCGUCAUGCUGACCGAGAAGGAGCCGGACUUGGAGCAGGAGAACCCCGACCGGGUCGAUGGGGUCUUCUUCAGGAGGAAGGACGACGAUCUUUUCUGGAGGGAGGUCAUUAGCUUGCGCGAGGCGUGGAUGGGCGACUGGGAGAGGAACAUCACCCACCUCGACGGCCACGUCGUCAAGAUCGGCCGCAAGCGGGGCGAGGUCAUCCAGCCCGGCCACGUGGAGAGGGUGCAGGGCGAGGGUAUGCCCAAAUGGCACGAGGACGGCGACAGCGUCUACCACCAGACCGAGUUUGGCAACCUGUACGUCGAGUAUGUGGUGGUUCUGCCCGACCAGAUGGAGAGCGGCAUGGAAAAGGAGUUCUGGUCGAUCUGGGAGAAAUGGAGGAAGAAGCAGGGCGUGGACUUGCAUGCUGACAGCGGAAGGCCGGAUAAGGUCGUGGUCCAGGAGGAUGCGCAUCCACAUGAGGAGUUAUAG